UCAGACGUGAACUGACCUGCCAGCUUCGCUGUCUGUCGGUUGGAUCACAGACAGCAGCAGACUGUGAUCUUCAUGAACUUCAGGAAGAUCAGGCUGCUGGGACACUUUCCCCCCCUGUACAGAAACUAGCCCCAGCCAGUCAGACUGGGAACUUACUGUCUGAGCUGUUUUCCAGGAUGAGUUUUACUGGUAAAACUAGAUGUGUCCUAGACUCUUAAGGGGCCGGUUUAUAUUGAGUUUAUUUUUGAAUGCCAGCCUUCAAGUGGGAGAAGGAAAUCACAUUCUAAGGGAGUUAUUCCCUGCAGGAUGGCAGACGGAUUCUCCCAGGUUGGGAAGGAAAACCGCAGCGAGCAGGCAAGAAGAGGCCCAGCCUCUGAUCCAUGCUCACAAUUCCAGAGGAGUUUCCUCCAGAGAGUAACGGUGCUGAGCAAGCUGCCCACCAGCUUCGUCCUCCACCGGGAGAAGAAACAGAAGGUGGCUGCCAUACUGGGGAUUGACCAAGAUGCUAUGAAGUCGCUUCCAGAGGGAGACUUAGCUGAUGGCCUGCUGAGUAAGGUGGACCUGAGGCGCCAGCAGAUUGCUCAGACUGUGGAGGAGGUACAGGAAGUCGUCCACCGCCUGACGGCAGAAAUCAGCCACCAGGACAGUCGAUUCCAAGCCGUGUCCAUCUCGGACACAUACAAUGACCACAUUAAGGUUUUGGCCCCUAGCCUGUUCCACGUCACAGUCCCACUGAAAGGCCUCGCAGGGUACAAGGGAGCCCAGGCACAGCGCUGGCGGUACUACAAUCUGCAGGGCGCCAAGCUCACCUGCCCUCUGCGGGACCCCGAAGGCCUGCAGCAGUGGCUGGAGACAGAGCAGUUCAUGAAGGCCCUGUGGCAAUGGCACCAGGCGGAUGUGAACAUCGAGGGGGACAUCGUGCCAGCCAAAGUCCUGCAGGUGUUCCGGACGCUGGUGGAAAACGCAGUGAAAGCCUGUCACCUCUCAGGCAAGGUCAGUAUGCUAGCAAACCGCACUGCUGUUUGGGUUGCCAUGGAAACGUCCACAGGCCAGGUGGAGCUAGAGCUGGCCCCCGCUGUGGAGAUCCUCACUGCCUGGUCUGAGAAAGCCCAGUGGCCUCGGUGCCUGAAGCGGUGGCCUUCUCCAGACAGAGUGGAGUGCAUCAAGUCAUUCGGCUUCAACUUGGUGGCCCGGUCCAGCUAUCACUGGCAGCUGAGUUUCUCGCAGGCGGAACAGGUGCUGUUUGAGCAGCUGGACGAGGACGGGGGCUGCCGCAAGCAGUGCUUUCAGGUCUUGAGGCAGCUGAAGGAGGAUGUGUGGUGUCCGGGGAGGCGGCCUGUCAUCACCACCCACCACUUGCAGACCGUGCUCUUCUGGACUUGUGAGAAAUACCCCCACCUCAAGGAUUGGCAGGUCUUCCAUCAAGCACUCCUGCGCCUGGUCCGGAAGUUGCAUAGAUGUGUUAGCCAGCACUUCCUGAAGCACUAUUUUGUCCCAAAAAGCAACCUCCUUCAGUCAGCCAACCCAAGUGAGCUGGAUGCUGUAGCCCAGAAAGUGGCCUUCUUCCUAAAGAACCCACAGGCUGCUCUACCCUGAGGUGGCCCAAGGAAUCCUUCCUGCAUUUCUUCCUGCUUGGCAUCUGCUCAGGGUGGUUCCUCUGUCAGCUGCCAGGACUCUGUGCUAGAGAGAUGCCAGCAAUGA
This is a messenger RNA of Acomys russatus (golden spiny mouse), 1701 nucleotides long. RefSeq names its product mab-21 like 3 (gene Mab21l3). The coding region runs from base 307 to 1596 and encodes 429 amino acids. NCBI's taxonomy places the organism in Eukaryota, Metazoa, Chordata, Mammalia, Rodentia, Muridae. The record is from RefSeq and is a predicted model, not a curated record. The transcript is spliced from 7 exons.